Dipodomys spectabilis (banner-tailed kangaroo rat) is the source of this 1194-nucleotide messenger RNA. RefSeq names its product MGAT4 family member D (gene Mgat4d). Gene Ontology annotation, biological process: protein N-linked glycosylation. NCBI's taxonomy places the organism in Eukaryota, Metazoa, Chordata, Mammalia, Rodentia, Heteromyidae. Gene Ontology annotation, cellular component: Golgi stack; endoplasmic reticulum; endoplasmic reticulum-Golgi intermediate compartment. The coding region runs from base 1 to 1194 and encodes 397 amino acids. The transcript has 11 exons. The record is from RefSeq and is a predicted model, not a curated record. Gene Ontology annotation, molecular function: acetylglucosaminyltransferase activity.
AUGAGGACCAAGCACGUGAACCUGCUGAUCGCCCUGGCGGCCUUCAUGCUCUUCAGCUUCUCCUGCUUCUGCAUCUCCAGGAUGACCCAGACCAGCAAUCAGUUGAUUAAUUGUAGGAACCAUGUUUUGGAGAUUAAGGAGAGCCUAAUACGUUUAAAAAACACCAGUGAAAAUAAUCGCAAAGAUCUAAUGAAAGCCCUGAUUCAGAUGAAGCAUGGUAUUACUCGGAGAGAAGAUUCAUCACGAACCGCAGCCAAGGAGGAAGGGGACAGAUUGAGUGAGAAUGUCACCACUGCAGCUGACAGAUUCGAAGACAUGAAGUUCUUCCUCCCUCACCUCCGGAAAUUCGGUAGACUGUACCCUAACGUCGUCAUUGGCAAAGGGAAAAAAGGAGUGUCCUUCGCCCUGGGCAUCCCCACAGUCAGCCGAGGAAACCACAGCUACCUGACCUACACGCUCACCUCCCUGGUCUCCAGGAUGACGACCGUUGAGGCAGAGGACGCUGUGGUCAUUGUCUCCGUCGCAGACAAUAAUGAAGAUUAUUUAAAUUCUGUUGUGAAAAUGAUUAAAAAAAAAUUCAGUUGGUACGUGCAGAUGGGGAGCAUAGAAGUCAUUACAAUACCCACUUUCUUCUAUCCAAACCUGAUCCUCAGCAACGAGACGGUGACUGGUAGUGAGGAGUUGUACACGAAACAAGUCUUGGAUUUUUGUAUUUUGAUGCUGUAUGCCCAGCCCAAAGCCAUGUAUUACCUGCAGCUAGAAGAUGACAUCAUAGCUAAAAGGAUGUUCUUUAAAGAAAUGGCAAAUUAUGUGCAUAAUAUUGCUCCAAAUAAUUGGUUUUUCAUUGAGUUUACAGUGAUUGGAUUUAUAGGAAAACUGUUUCGAUCCGAGGACCUGCCUGGCUUUGUGCGUUUUUUCUUAAUGUUCUACCAAGAUAAGCCCAUAGAUUUGCUCCUGGAGGACAUGUUUUAUGUAAAAGUGUGUGAAACAAAGGAACCUUAUGAAGACUGCAAGCAACGGCAGCAUAAAGUUCGUAUUCGGUACAAGCCGUCUCUCUUCCAGCAUGUGGGGAUACAGUCUUCAUUCCCUGGGAGAAGACAACUUCUCAAAGUAAGACUUGGAAAUAGAACUUCAGUGGCCAGUCAUGUCUCAAUAACGUAUAAGCUCUUGGUUAGAAAAGGAGUGAGGACGUGA